Molecule: messenger RNA, 768 nt
Organism: Yamadazyma jaroonii
Lineage: Eukaryota; Fungi; Ascomycota; Pichiomycetes; Serinales; Debaryomycetaceae
Source: the annotation of a GenBank genome assembly
AUGAAUUUCACGUUCUUCUUAUUCUUGAUUUCUUCAGUUUUUGCAGCUGCACCAGCUGUGAACUUUAAAAAUCCUGCAGCAGGUUAUAACAAUACAAAAAUCACUUCCACUAUUAAUAUCCAUACAGGUAAUGUUACCGGGUAUUAUUAUGCCAACCAAGGGUAUUUCACUACCGGGGAUGUUGGUUAUUUCGGAUUCCAACCAAGAGGUGGAAUUUAUCUUCAACAUUUAACUUACUCGGUAUUCGGUAGUGGUCCAUAUUCAAAUCACCCAAAUUGUGGUAAUGGAGCUGACGGUGGUGAUGGUGUAUCAUGUGCAGCAGAAUACCAUUUUGAUUUCAACAAAAACUAUACUUUCGUUCAAGAAAGAAUUGCUCAUAAUGAAGCUACUGGUGAAAAUACCUGGCAAGGGUCUGUCAUCAACGAAGAAACUGGAGAUAUCUUUAUUGUUGCCAAUUAUACUACACCAGCUAAAUAUGGUUUAUUAAAGAAUGAAGUCUAUUGCUUUGAUGAAUUCUAUCCUUAUAAUAGUUUAGGUAAUACUCCGCCAGAAGAAUGGUACUGUACACCACCAUCCUCAUAUGUUCAAUAUGCUCCUGUUCUUUACGAUGCUGACGGAAACAAAUACCCAACUACUUUCGAGACAUUUGCCGGUGAUUAUAAUAAAGAGUUUGAUGAAUGUGCUUUUGCUCAAAAUACUCCUAAUAUUAGAAUCACUAAAUUGAAUGAUUAUGCUGCAUUCUUUGAAAAUGGGUUUUUAACUCCAUAA